AUAAUUCUUGUAGGUGAUGGCUUGUUCCAGGCUUGUGAAUAAAGUUGCUGUUGUUACAGGAUCCUCUGCUGGAAUAGGAUUCUCAAUUGCUAAACGUCUUGCUUAUGAAGGAGCAAGUGUAGUGAUAUCAAGUAGAAAAGAUGAGAAUGUUCAGAAAGCAGUUAGUCUGUGUUUGGAUGAAGGACUUGAUGUAUCUGGAGUUGUUUGUAAUGUAUCAGAACCAGAAGACAGAGAAAACCUAGCUAAGCAUGUCAAUGAAAAGUAUGGCAAAAUGGACAUUCUUGUUAGUAAUGUUGGAACCAACCCCCACUUUGGACCUGUCAAUAUGUGUGAUGAGAAAACAUGGGGUAAAAUUUUCUACAACAAUGUGACAUGCAGUGCACUCCUUGCUGCAAAGUUCACUCCAUUUUUAGCUCAAUCUGGUAAUGGAAACAUUGUUUUUGUAUCUUCGGUUUCUGGAUUCUGUCCCAUGCCCUUUAUUGGAGCCUAUUCUGUUAGUAAAGCAGCUUUAAUGUCCCUCACAAAAGCUUUAUCCGUGGAGCUUGCGUCCGCUAAUGUCAGAGUAAACUGUAUAGCUCCUGGUAUAAUUGAAACCGAUUUCAGUUCUGCUCUUACAAGCAAUCCAGAAAUUUUGAAAAAGACCCUUAAUAAUGUACCAAUGCGGAGGGUAGGAAAACCAGAUGAAUGUGCGGGAGCUGUUGCCUUUUUAGUUUCUGAUGAUGCCAGCUAUAUAACUGGAGAAACUGUCAAAAUGGAUGGUGGAAUUCCGGUCAGAUUUUAGAUUUCAGUUGAGAGAUUCCUAAAAUUAAGUUAUGUGAAAUUAAUAACUGCAAUUAUUAGUAUGUAUAUUGGAUGUAAUGCAUACAACUCCUACUUUAUGUGAUUACAUCAAGUGAUUAAAUUAAAGAUUUAUGUAUCCUUUAAUUAGAUACUUUAAUAUCAAAGAUAUAUGUAGGUUGUUUUUAAUUUAUAUGCUUGAAAGCAAUAACUUUAUAAUUUGUUUUUUAAUUUUACUGUGAUUAUCUAUUUUCAA
Molecule: messenger RNA, 1033 nt
Organism: Bolinopsis microptera
Lineage: Eukaryota; Metazoa; Ctenophora; Tentaculata; Lobata; Bolinopsidae
Product: dehydrogenase/reductase SDR family member 4-like
Exons: 1
Coding region: 17-781 (254 amino acids)
Molecular function (GO): carbonyl reductase (NADPH) activity
Source: RefSeq, a predicted model, not a curated record